This is a messenger RNA of Galendromus occidentalis (western predatory mite), 2658 nucleotides long. RefSeq names its product hemicentin-1. Gene Ontology annotation, molecular function: protein binding. The record is from RefSeq and is a predicted model, not a curated record. The transcript has 18 exons. The coding region runs from base 1 to 2658 and encodes 885 amino acids. Lineage: Eukaryota; Metazoa; Arthropoda; Arachnida; Mesostigmata; Phytoseiidae.
AUGUCAUCCCUCGAUCAAAUCUGGCUGCUUUUCACGUUCGUCCUUAACUUCAUCGCCGCCGAAUUCGGCUCCGUGCCCUCGAAUACCCCUGUGGUACUGUCCCAGAGCACGAGGGCUUUCCGGAACAUUAUCAAUCAGGCCCCUGCCGACAAAGAAAAACCUUUCGCGUCUAUCACGUACACGGCCGUUGUUCGGGGUAAGGUGGCUCUGCCGUGCAACAUAGAGCCACCUACGGCAGGCGACGAAGUAGUUCUCGUCCUCUGGUACAAGGAUGAUAUCCCAGCUCCGAUAUUCACUUUGGACGCCCGUCGAGGGGAUUUGGACCGGGCGCCGCAAUCUACUCUCAGUGAUCUCGGCAAACGAGCCUUCUUCAAUAUGGCUAACAAACCAGCUUUCCUGCAAAUUGACCCUGUCCAUGAGAACGAUGCCGGAGAGUAUCGUUGCAGGGUGGAUUUCAAGAGAGCGCGGAGUAUCAAUACCGUCAUCAAUCUCAGAGUAAUCGUGCCCUCGGGAGAACCGGUGAUCGUCGAUGAGGAGGGAUCGUCGAGACUCAGGGGACUCGUAGGUCCUUUCAACGAAGGCGACCCUCUGGUAUUAGUGUGUCAAUCUGAACAGGGCAAGCCACGGCCUUCGGUCACGUGGUGGAAAGAUUAUCGGCUCAUCGACGAGUCUUAUUUCUACGACGCCGAGGACAAUCUAGUAAAGAACGUGCUGGAAAUCGAAGCCUUGACGAGAGAUGAUCUGCUCUCUGUGAUCGUCUGCCAAGCAUCGAACAACAACAUCACCGUACCGAAUCCAGUGUCUGUAACUCUCGAUCUGAAUCUGAAGCCACUCGACGUCACAAUAGAACAUCCACCAUCUCAUCUUUCUGCCAAUCAACAAGUCUUGCUGAGAUGCACAUCUUCGGGCUCUCGGCCAGCUGCGAAACUAAGUUGGUGGAUGAACGGACGACAACUGAAACCAGCCCGGGAGGAUGAGGCCAGUCUCAAGAGCAGCUCUAGUGUACUCAUGCUCACGCCUUCCGCCGAAGAUAACGGCAAGAUGAUAUCCUGCCGAGCCGAGAACGCUCUAAUCCCCGGCAGCGCUUUGGAGCAUGGUCUUCGACUCGACGUCCACUAUCCUCCGCAAGCGUCGCUUGAACUGGCAAGUUACAUCAAUCCUGACGAUAUUCGGGAACAAAUGGAUAUACGCUUGACUUGCCACGUCAACGCUAAUCCUCAACCCGCUAAUGUCACGUGGUUGUUCGAAGGCGAUCGUCUCCGCACGGAUUUACUUCCGCGAGUGAUACAGAGCUCAACGGGAAUUUUGAUUCGACGCAUUCAGCGAGUUCAUCGCGGGAGGUAUAUGUGUCAGGCCGAAAACUCGCAGGGCAGAGGAACGAGCAAUGAGAUUUAUUUAAAGCUUAAGUUUUCGCCGCUUUGCAAAUCGAAACAACGUCUGGCGUACGGUGUUCCGUCGGAGGGUGAAGUCAGCGUCCUGUGUGACGUCGAAGCUGAUCCUGAUGACCUGGUCUACUACUGGGCGUUCAACUCCACUGUCACCGGGCGAGUACACAACCUCUCCGUAGCGGAUAACACACGGAAUGUCUACACGUACAAGGUGUCGAAUCUCCAAGUCAGCUACGGAACGCUGCUUUGCUGGGCGAAGAACCCCAUCGGAUUACAGCGAGAUCCUUGUCGAUAUCGGAUCGUCCCGGCAGGGCCCCCGGAUCCCUUGGUGAACUGCACGCAAACCAACGCCACAUCUUCCAGCAUCACAUUGAAGUGCUACGAAGGAACGUGGGACGGAGGACUCCGGCCGCUAAGCUUCUACGCGCAGGUGUACGACGUGGAAUCCGGUCAGAUGGUGGCGAACACGUCACAUCAUACAUCCCCAGAGAACAUCUCCAUAUCCCGCUUGCCGACAGGUAGUUCUUUCCGAGUCACUGUGUUCGCCGUCAAUGUAAAAGGUGUCAGCGCUCCGCACGUGAUCAUGGCACAGACGAUGCGGAUCGCUGAAAAGUAUAUCGAUCAUGAGGUGAUAUUAGACAUGAACCCCAUCCUACUAGGCAUAGCGAUAGCUGUGCCGAUCGCGUCUGCGAUAUUCUUCAUUGCCCUGAGAACAAACUGCGCCCUCAAAACGUUACAAGUAUUGUCAGAAGAUAAAGUCAAUGUUCCGAGAGAGAGAGACUUGGAUGAAGAGGAUCAGCUCAAAAAACUCACUGAUCGUGAUCCUGGCCGGAGAGAAUCCAUCCAUACCGUGCCCUGUCAACUCAGAAGUCCCGACAUAAUACCCCACUUGACUCCUCCACAGGACCACAGGCGUCAGCGAGCCAGUUUAUGCGGUCCGCAUCCCGAAUCCCCGUCGGUGCAUCUCUACUACACGAACAUCCCGGCAGUUCCUACGGUCGAGUACGGGGUUCCGUCGUCGUCGUCCUCGUAUAACAACUACGAAUCCCCCAUCUACCAGCGGCCCAUGUCGCUGCAAAGACGACAGUCCCUCUAUUACCAAAAGUCGAUGGUGGACCUCCACAACGCGUAUCUCUACGAUAGUCCCAUCACGACCCGCCGAGUGAGUGGAUCGUCGAACGCAUACAACACAUUGCCGCUCCGGAGAGAGCUCCUGAAAAGCGAAUACUACUUGGAGCUGACAGACGAGAACGUCGAAAGUUCUGUAUAG